Molecule: messenger RNA, 1566 nt
Organism: Brachypodium distachyon (stiff brome)
Lineage: Eukaryota; Viridiplantae; Streptophyta; Magnoliopsida; Poales; Poaceae
Exons: 14
Coding region: 66-1148 (360 amino acids)
Molecular function (GO): protein binding
Source: RefSeq, a predicted model, not a curated record
ACAAAGGCUCGCGUACUCCGCCUGCGAAAGGGGAGACGAGGCGAAGACAGAGGCGGCGGCCGGCGAUGCUGUCGGCGCGGAGCCUGCGGAAGGCGACCAUCCCGCCGUCCCUGCUCUCCGACCCCUCGCCGGGAUGCCUCCGGCCCACCCGCCUCGCCGUCCACGUUAAUGGCGCUGGCGACACCUGUUCCGUGUACUUCGCCUCCGGCUGCCGCGUCUACAAGAUCGAGAUAUCCAUGGAAGGAGAGAUGCUGUCCAGAGGAAAAGAGAGCCUUUUAAUUCCUAUCAAUGCACAGGUCAUAAGCUCGUCAAUUGUGGACCGUUGCCCACAUCGUUCAGAGAUUCAGAGUGUAGUUCUGGCAGAGGGUGAAGGUGAUAGCUGCUUGAUUCUGGGAACUGUUGACUCUUAUGGCCACCUCAUUGUAUCUCGUUUGGACACUGUGGCUGAUGACAUUGACAGGGCAUCCUAUUCAGUACCACCUCGUGAUUCUGGUGUCGGAGAGGGAAGUUGGGCUGGGUUGUGUUUUGGUCCAACACAGCAAUCCACGGUAGCUGUUGCUCGUGAAUUGUGCAAGAGUAUUGAUGUCUAUGAUCAAGACAUUCAUCUUCGUAGUUUACGUACGUUAUGGUAUCCAUCUUCAGUUACCUUUAUUCAAAAAUUUCCUCAAGGGAGCGAAAGUAGUUCAAUGUUGGGAAUUGCUGAGGGUUCUCAGCUGAGCCUAUGGGACUUGAGAAUGAAUCACAAUGGUGGAUGCGUACAGCGCAUUUCUGGUCCCGUUGGAGGUACCAUAUAUUCUAUCUGUAGUUCUCCUUCAGGACUGAUUGCUACCGGUGGAACUGAUCGUGCUGUCACUAUCUAUGAUCCUCGCAGGUGGUCGGCCUUAUCAAGAUGGGUGGGCUGCUCCAAGUAUGAGAUUACAGGCAUUUCAUUUUCUUCAGUUGACCAAUCUUUCAUAUACGUCCAAGGUGUUGAUUAUGAGAUUACUUGUGGGCUUUGGAGGGAAAGUAAGCGAGCAUUCUCAUUUCGGGGGGAUUCAAACUGGCUUGGAUUUUCAAAGUGUGCGAAUACUGAUGUAGUAGCUGGGUGGUGCGAAUCUGGAAGUAUCUUCAUUGCUGAUGCCCAGGAUCAUCUCUCGGUGGAUUGGUAAUGCGAGUUUGCAAGCAUCCUAUCAUCCGAUAACACAGAGCCUGAUUAUUUCAGGUCGGCGGAGCGGUGAAUCAGCUGAUCAAGAGGAAUUGGUAUCUAUGAGCCGCAGUGUUGUCUGAGAAUUGCCUUAGAAGGAUCAAAUGUUCAAGGAGGGCAUAACGUCCUGAUCAAUUACAUUUUACAGGUGUCUAAAUAGAGAAAUUGAACUGAUGUCUAAGUUUGGAAUCCAAUUUUUCCUACGAGCUGUGCACAAGCGGAUAGUUAAACCCCGGUUAACGGUAAGUUGAAUUCACACCUAUUAGCUAUUGAUUUAAUGCUAUCUUUCAGGUUUUGUGGGGUAGAAGUGUCUUAUUCUGCAUGUUAUUCUCAGAAACAUGCUAAUAUUUACAAAAUUAAAAUUUGAAUGAUGCUUAUGGUUC